Messenger RNA from Spinacia oleracea (spinach), 1914 nucleotides. RefSeq lists its product as uncharacterized. The coding region runs from base 1 to 1914 and encodes 637 amino acids. The record is from RefSeq and is a predicted model, not a curated record. Lineage: Eukaryota; Viridiplantae; Streptophyta; Magnoliopsida; Caryophyllales; Amaranthaceae. The transcript has 4 exons. Gene Ontology annotation, molecular function: catalytic activity.
AUGAACAUUACCAGAGUUGGUGUUACCCCAUGGUACUUCACUGCAGUUUACGCUAGCCCAGACCCGACGAAGCGUCAAGAAUUGUGGAGGGAACUCCAAGACUUUGCCACAACUCACAAUAAACCGUGGAUGAUAGCAGGUGACUUUAACGAUACAAGAUUUGCCUCGGAGCGAAAUCAAUCGUGCCCUGAGACCAAUCGCCGUUCAUCACGGUUCAAUGAGUGGAUCAACAACAUGAACCUUAUCGAAAUAGAAUUCGCAAGGGUUUCGCACACUUGGGCUAGAAGGCUGAUCCCAUCAACAAGAAAGAGUGCAAGGCUCGAUAGGGCGCUGUGUAAUGGCGAGUGGGGCCUCCGCUUUGACAAGGCCAAGGUGAAACAACUCCCUGCUUCUCAAUCAGAUCAUUGCCCAAUAUUUGUCUCGCCAAAUGGCUAUCGAUGGACUUGCAAGAGUGAAACAAAUCGGACUUUGGCAAUAUUUUUCACCAAAAAAGGAAGCUUCUUGCAUGCAUUGCAGGAUUUCAAGCAGCCCUAUCGAACAAAGUCAAUUGAGGGCUUAUUAAAUUGGAAUCGAAGUUACGUCAGGAACUUGAUAAGAUUCUUGAUCGUGAGGAAACUUUGUGGAGGUGAUGGAACAUGGAUACACGAGAAAGAGGAUGUCAAGAAUUGCAUUGUCAACUACUUCAAGACAGUGUUCACAGAAGAAGGAGUUGACGAGCCUUACAACAUUCCCCAAGAUGUGUUUCUAGAAUUGAAUCAAAGGGAUUGGAACUACCUAUCAAUUCCAUUUACAAAAUUGGAUAUCGAUGCGGUGGUUAAAGAAAUGAGUUCUCUUAAGGCACCGGGCCCGGACGGAUAUCAAGUCCUCUUUUACCAAAAGAACUGGGAACUGGUUUCAAAAAAUGUGUAUGAAUUAGCUUUCACUGUACUCGAAGGAAAGGGUAUUCCAAAUAACCUCAAUGACACACAUAUCGUAUUAUUACCAAAGGUGGACAACCCGGAAGUAUCCUCUCAAUUCCGACCGAUCGGGUUGUGCAAUGUGUCCUAUAAAAUUAUUACUAAGAUUGCGUUGGUCCUUUAUUCGGGAUACUCUACUCUAAAUGAAUCUGCCUCUUCUUCUGAUCAACGUGUGAUAAUGGAAUGUGUCACGUCCACCUCGCUCAAAGUAUUGUGGAAUGGGGAACCUUCCCAAAAUUUCACACCUUCUAGAGGAAUACAGCAAGGUGAUCCCCUUUCUCUGUACCUAUUUGUAAUGUGCAUGGAACGUCUUUACCAAACGAUCGAAGAGGUUUUAGUGCAACAAAGGUGGAAACCUAUACGGGCCUCUCGAGAUGGACCACUACUGUCGAACCUAUUCUUCGCAGAUGACAUAAUUUUAUUUGCAGAAGCAUCACCGGAUCAAGCUUUUGUCAUACACGACUGCCUAGACCGUUUUUGCAAAGCUUCUGGACAGAAAGUGAGUUUAGCAAAAUCAAGCGUGUAUUUUUCGAAGAAUGUGUUGCCUUCGAGCCAAGAGGAGAUAAGCACGGUACUUGGGAUGACUACAACGACUGACUUGGGUUUAUACCUAGGAAUUCCCACUCUCACAAGUAGGGUAACAAAGGCCACUUUCAGCCAUCUAUGUGAAAAGAUAGGUCGAAGGCUCACGGGGUGGAAAACGAAAUACCUUUAUUUAGCGAGUCGUAUUACGCUUGCCAAGUCUACCAUAUCGUCAAUGUCAUAUUAUUCUAUGAAAACUGCUAAACUUCCUCGAUCGAUUUGUGACGAAGUGGACAAGAAAACCAGGAGAUUCAUAUGGGGGGUUGUGAAGAAAAACGUACCACACAUCUACUCGCCUGGGAGACAUUACAAAAACCCAAAGAACAAGGAGGCUUGGAUAUUCAUUCCGCUAGACAGGCUAAUGCAGCCUUUCUAA